Molecule: messenger RNA, 928 nt
Organism: Aspergillus ibericus CBS 121593
Lineage: Eukaryota; Fungi; Ascomycota; Eurotiomycetes; Eurotiales; Aspergillaceae
Product: NAD(P)-binding protein
Exons: 1
Coding region: 35-802 (255 amino acids)
Source: RefSeq, a predicted model, not a curated record
GUUAUCUCACAUCAUCCAUGAUCAUCCCUCCACCAUGCCUACCACGAAACCCUUAGUGCUCAUCACCGGCGCCAACCAAGGCCUCGGCUUUGCCACUGCCAGCCAGCUCGCCAGCACGGGUCGAUACCACCUGUUAAUAGCGUCUCGAUCCCGAGAAAAGUCAGCGGCUGCAAUUCAGGAACUGCAAGCACUGUCCAACACUGUAGACGCAACAGCAUUCACACCCCUGGUACUGGAUGUCACCGACGAUGAAUCCAUCCGGACAGCCGCCCAAGAAGUCACCGAUCAGUUCGGGUCCUUGGAUAUCCUCAUCAACAAUGCAGGCAUCAGUCGACCCGCCGAUCCUAGUCUAGGCCUCCGGGAAAGUUUCCGCGCCGUAUUCGAGAUCAACGUCUUCGGGGUGGCCGUGAUGACAGCCACCUUUCUGCCACUGCUCCGGGCGUCAACGUACCCCGACCGACGGAUCGUGAAUGUAUCCAGUGGACUGGGCCAGAUCGGAGUCGCCUUAUCACCCAGUUCUCCCUAUAACGUGAAUGCGUUCGCCCUGCCCAUCUACCGGAGUAGCAAGUCAGCCGUGAAUAUGAUCACAGCCGUGGAUGCAGUCACGUUGGCGAAGGAGGGCAUCCUGGCAGUGGCGGUGGAUCCGGGCUACUGCCGGACGAAUUUCAAUGGGAAUCGCGGGCGCAAGGAUCCGGGGUUGGGGGCGCAGGUGAUUGUACGGGCGGCGACGGAGGGAGAUCCGAAGGAGAUGGUGGGGAGGUUGGUGGAUGAUGAUGAUUCAUUGGCGGAGUUUGGAUGGUAGGCCUCUGACUAUGGAACUAGGCCGGUUUCCUCUUAUCCGUGUAAGAUACUACUACUUCAAUUAGUCUUGAUUGUAGCUUAUCACUGGCCCGAGCAGCCGCCACGCGAUAACGCGAGCCAUCAUUCC